CUAAAUUCUUCAAUCGAAUACACUCCAUUCACUUUCACUUCAAACAAACCAACAAACUCUCUCUCAUUUCUUCUUCACUUUUCCCUCUUUUUUUCUGGAUCCUCUCUACUCAAUCUCUUCGAUUCACGCCAUUAAUCUUCAUCAAUGGAAGCUCAAAAUCUCUCUGAAUCUUUACCCCAAUCUUUAGAUUCCUACUCUUCUCAACCUCCUCACCAAACCAUGGCUUCUUACCAAGAACUCAACGACCAAACCCUAACCCUAGCUCCCACUCAAUCUGACCAUCAAACCCUAGAUUCUUCGCUGUUUCAGAACAAUAACAACAACAAUCACCAGAAUGGAAAUGGGGUGAGUGAAUCUUUGCCGAAAACCCAAAGUGGGACUACUACGGCCGACAGAGAUCAAUCUGGCGGCGAAGAGGAGACGACUAGCCGUCGAAAACGCCGGAGUAGGUGGGACCCGCCGCCGUCUUCGGAUGAUGGAGCUGCUGCCGCUGCUGCCGGAGAUGGUGCCGGAAGAAAAAGGAAAUCGCGUUGGGCGGAUGACGAGCCGAAGCCGGCGUAUCAGUUGCCUGAUUUCAUGGGAGGUAUUGAAUUUGACCCUGAAGUUCAAUCUCUUAAUAGUAGACUUCUUGAAAUUAGUAGGAAAUUGCAAUCUGGAUUGCCUUUAGAUGAUAGACCUGAAGGGGCUAGAUCCCCGUCUCCCGAACCAGUUUACGAUAAUAUGGGAAUUAGAAUUAAUACUAGGGAGUAUCGUGCUCGUGAGAAAUUGAAUAGAGAGAGACAGGAGAUUAUAUCGCAGAUUAUUAAGAAAAACCCGGCUUUUAAGCCUCCAGCUGAUUACCGGCCUCCCAAGCUUCAUAAGAAGCUUUAUAUUCCUCAGAAGGAGUUCCCUGGUUAUAAUUUCAUUGGUUUGAUUAUUGGACCGAGAGGGAAUACUCAGAAACGGAUGGAGAAGGAGACAGGGGCGAAAAUUGUGAUUCGGGGUAAGGGUUCUGUUAAAGAAGGGAGGUUGCAACAGAAGCAGAAUUUGAAACCUGAUCCUUCGGAGAAUGAGGAUUUACAUGUUUUGGUUGAGGCUGAUACGCCUGAAUCACUUGAGGCUGCUGCUGCUAUGGUGGAGAAGCUAUUGCAGCCGGUGGAUGAAGUGCUUAAUGAGCAUAAGAGGCAGCAGUUAAGGGAGCUUGCUGCUUUGAAUGGGACUAUUAGAGAUGAAGAGUUUUGUAGGCUUUGUGGUGAGCCUGGUCACCGACAGUAUGCGUGUCCUUCGAGGACUUCAACCUUUAAGAGUGAUGUGCUGUGUAAAAUUUGUGGUGAUGGUGGACAUCCAACUAUUGAUUGUCCAGUUAAGGGGACAACUGGGAAGAAGAUGGAUGAUGAGUACCGCAACUUUUUGGCAGAGUUAGGAGGUACAGUCCCUGAUUCUUUGGCCAAAGCUGAAGAUUCUUCGUCCCCUGUUGGGUCUGGUGGUGCUGGAAGCAAUCCACCUUGGCAGAGUAGCAGUAAUGCCAGUAGCGCACAUGCGGGUUUGGGCUCUAAUCCUAGUAAACCUAAAGAUUAUGAUGAUACCAACUUGUAUAUUGGCUACUUGCCACCUACGCUUGAUGACGAUGGCUUGAUACGCCUAUUUACUCCUUUUGGUGAGAUUGUGAUGGCUAAGGUUAUAAAGGACCGUGUUACUCAGUUGAGUAAAGGGUAUGGUUUUGUGAAGUAUUCCAGUGUUGAACAGGCCAAUGCUGCCAUUAACGGUAUGAAUGGCUAUCGUUUAGAUGGCCGGACUAUUGCAGUUAGAGUUGCUGGGAAACCUCCUCAACCCACCGCUCCCCAGCCUCCUGCUGCUCCAGCAAUGCCACCAUAUCCAGCUGCAAAUCAAGCUCCAGGCGCUUUUCCGUCUCAGCAAUUCACAUCUGGUGGGCCUCUGAGUAGCUCUGCUCCUGGGAGCUACGGUACUCCUGUCCCUUGGGGGCCACCUGUCCCUCCCCCUCCUUAUGCUUCCUAUCCCCCUCCACCACCUGGAUCAAGUUAUUAUCCUCCUAUGCAGAAUCAGUCUGUGUCUCCUUAUGGUGUUCAGUAUCCUCCUCCGUCUGUUCCAAGUAGCACUUCCACACAAACUGUGCCUCCUGGUGAUGCACACCAAAAUUUCCCGCCUGGUGUGCAAUCUCAGAGUAGCACAUCUGGUCAACCCCCUACAUCUAGUGUAUAUGGUUCAGCAGCUACUUUGGCACCGCCUGCACCACCUGCCUACUUACCUUCUUAUGGCUAUGCACCUUAUUAUGGAGCACCUCCUCCCCCACCUCCUGCUGAUCAGCCACAAAACAUGCAGAAUGUCCCAUGGGCUUCAAAUCCUCCAGCACCACCUGUAUCAGCUUCAGAACAGUCAACCCAGGGAGUAGAUAUGGAGUAUGAGAAGUUCAUGGCAGAGAUGAAAUAAUUCUGGUUUUGGCUUACUGCUUAAAUGCAAUGAGGCAUCAUGUUUCUUGGAGCUCUUGUGAACCUGAUUUCUUACAUAUUGCCAUGACUUGUUGGAAGUUUAGGACUCACCUCUUUAACCUUGCUGUACUGUUAUGACAUUUGCAGAGACAUGGGAUACAAGUUGAGCUCCUCCAGCCUCUAUUAUACUAGCAACUCUGAAGUUCAUCUAUUUUUACGUUUUCUUAUGCAGGACUUCUCUGUACUGGGAUUUCAUGGCAUUCAUGGAUCUGCUUCUAUUUUUGUUUGAUAUUAUUUUUGCUGUCAAGAUAGCUAAUAUGUUACCUGGAUAAGACUUGCUGAUCCUGUUUUGUAUUUUUUUUUUGUCAACUAUAAUGUUUCAUCUUCAUACAUUUUCUUAAUAUCCUAAUUUUUUUCAAGUGAUUACCACGUGUUCCUCACUGUGGUGGAAGUUUUCUUGUUGACCAUGCUGCUCACUGCUGGUAUGUUCUGAGCCUCUCAUGCCCUAUCAGGUAGCUGUUCCUGCAGGAUGGAAAAGGCUCCUAUUGGGGGUUUUUGAUUACUUGACAUUUAUAAAUCUACCCAAGCCAUUGAUUUUUUCACAUGCCAGGUGACAUUGCUAAUGUAAUUAUUGAGCUGUUAUUGGCAGGUUAAAUAGCAAUUCCUUGUGGUUGUAUGCUUGGAUUCUGCAAGGGAGAAUGUUGCUGCUUUUUGGAUGAUCCAAUGAAUUGUGUGACUUCAUAAAUUCUACUUCUAGUUAUUGAUAAUUAGUCCGAUUCUACACCACUCUAGACGUACUAUGAUAGCUCAGAUUAUGUUAUAAUUCCACUGUUAUGCUUCAUUAAUUUUAGUAGAAGUCUCUACAGAAGUUAUACCCUUUGAGGUUUGAUCAUUCCCUGGGUAUUGGUGAUACCUAGAGAAGAUAUACUAUUAGGAUAGACAACCAGUGAUAAUUUUGGUAUAGACUUGUGUGGUUGAGAAACUUGAGAUUUAGAGAAGUAUUAUAAGGAUAGGUAAGGUACAUUAGAGUCAUCGAUGAAAGGGAGAAUGAGAUGUUUAAAGAACUACAUCAUUUAAUGUUCAUAUUAAGGGUAUGGAACAGCAUGUUGUCUCAUAUUUGUAUGGAAAUUGAAUCUGGAUUCCGUAAUUAUCAGGUUAACCUUGAAUAGUUCUGAGGGCUGUGUAGCUUUCAUUUUGCAGGAGGGUGUUAUGAGUCAUAUUGCUGUCAUAGCAUAUAUUGUGCUCUUGGAAUGUCCUUUCCUUGUGAAUUCAUCUUUGUUGGUAGGCAUAGCAUGAUGUGACAGAACUAAGGCUUUUCUUUGUUUGUCACUUAGGUGGCCUGUUUUUCUUAUAGCCUUAAUUUCAUUGUCAUAGGUGUUCUAGAUAAACUGGCCUAGUUUGUAAUCCUCCAAUCACCUUCCUUACAUAGUAUCAAGCUGAACCAUGUACAAGUGUACAUGCAAUGGUUGAUAUUGUUAUGUGUGUUCAUUGCUUUCUUUUGUUGUCAAAGUGAGCCUUCAGCUUCAAAUUCUAGAUGUUCUUUUGUCUGGUAUGUAGAUUUUGUAGGUAUAAUUGAUGAAAUACGAGCAUUGAUCUUUUGAUUGGUUUUUCUGCCUUCUCAUUUUCUUAUGCCAAUCACCUGCCUAUUUCUAAAAUUUUCCCCCAUUGACGAUCUGAUUACACUUUUAAAAUAUCAAGUGGAAAUCAUUUGAUUGAGUUAAUGGGCAUACUGUAUACACGUACACGAGCACACACACUGACAUGUUCCAGUUACCGUGAUAGUUUUUUAGGCCAUGAACUACUACAUGAUUUUUGCAUGUUGUGCGUAGUAUAUAGUCCAUCAAUAAGCUGUUUUACUACUCACUCUCCUUGAUCUUUGUUCCUGAUCCUUAUCUCACUUGUUGACUUUGUGGUGACCUAGAGAUCUCACCUUGUGCCUUUUUGAGUGUGGUGAAACAUCAAAAAUUGUUAUUUGCUAAUUUAUUCUGUGCCUUGUUUUCCUUCUUGCUUGUUAUUAUAUGUUACUUCGUGACUGGUUUCUAUUACUUGUAUAGGGUUUUAUUCAACUGUUCUUUUGUUGUGGGGCUAGUCUACCAAGUUAUUAAUAUUAGAUGGCAUUUUCUUAUUUUACCUUCAUAUGUGUGUGAUUAUAAUCCUUGAUGAAUGUCCUGAUGUUACAGAACCUUUUUUGUUCUUGUUGAUCUAUUGAUAUUUGACUGAUAAUAUCAUCAGCCUUCUAUCUCCUUCUAGAAUUUCUAGUGUUGAAAAUUUUCUAAAAAUAACCUACUAAUAUUUUGGCUGAUAAUAUGUCUAUGUUAAUCUUUGUACAACUAGUAUAGUAUGUCAGGGGGUAGGAGGCCUUCAAAAGGAGUAUGCUGCUGUUGCUAAUCUGCUGGACAUCUGUUAACCUCAUCCUUUGAAGAAGUUGGUAUUCUCGUCUGAUUGCGAACAAUGGAUUUAAUUAGGGGGUGAUGUUGAACUGCUAGGUAUCGAUAAGAAGGCCAAGGGUUGGGUUUUUUUUUUCUUUUUUAAAUUCUAAUAUUUAUUCGGAUUUGGGGGUUGUGGUGUGGGCUUGAUACAAGCAUCUAUUGCUACUAGGAUAUGGGUCUGGUAGGCAGAUUUUUUUUUUUUUUUUUUUUUUGUUUUUUUGUUUUUUUGUAGGAAUUUUGUUAGAGGUAGCUGCUUUAUGCUUUGCAUUUGAAAUUAUGAAUUAUCCUCACUUUUGUGAAAAACUGUGUCUAGUUUUCUUGUUUAA
Messenger RNA from Chenopodium quinoa (quinoa), 5181 nucleotides. Its product is annotated as branchpoint-bridging protein-like. Bases 145 to 2427 code for a protein of 760 amino acids. The record is from RefSeq and is a predicted model, not a curated record. Gene Ontology annotation, molecular function: mRNA binding; zinc ion binding. Gene Ontology annotation, biological process: regulation of mRNA splicing, via spliceosome. The transcript is spliced from 2 exons. NCBI's taxonomy places the organism in Eukaryota, Viridiplantae, Streptophyta, Magnoliopsida, Caryophyllales, Amaranthaceae. Gene Ontology annotation, cellular component: nucleus.